This is a messenger RNA of Parastagonospora nodorum SN15, 660 nucleotides long. RefSeq lists its product as hypothetical. Bases 1 to 660 code for a protein of 219 amino acids. The transcript has a single exon. Lineage: Eukaryota; Fungi; Ascomycota; Dothideomycetes; Pleosporales; Phaeosphaeriaceae. The record is from RefSeq and is a predicted model, not a curated record.
AUGCCUGAGCAGAAGGGUCUCAUCCUUCGACGCCGGACCUCGACAAGCAGCCACAAUGAUGACUGGUUGGGGCGUGCAGCUGAUGCCUGGAAGAACGAGGUAGUCGCAAUGGAUCCUGCAAACUCCACAUUGUGCGACCCAAGCGAUCCGCUGGUCGUAAGGUUCUGCAUCUUCAGUGACCCCGCUCUGGAGAACAUAGGCAUACCGACGAAUGAGGAGGUAGUAGAGAUGCAAACUGAUACUGCCACCGCUCUCGCUGAUGAGCUCGCCGCCGUCAAUAAGUCAGUUAGACUACAGACCUUCACACUAAAGAUCCUAGAGCACGUAGAAACAGUUCACUGGACAAUGGCAGAGGCGAAUAUGCCUGCUGUGCACCCUGAGGCUACGAAGCACCGUCCAGCACCGUCGGCAGCACGGUUUGCGUUAGUCCGCGGCUUCGGAAAGGUGGACAGGCAUGUGUUUAGGGCUGACAACACUAUGAGCGUCACGGCACAGCGAACAAUCACGCGCAAAGGCAUCCUUCAGGUGGAAACAAAUGCGAUACUACUUCCUGGUCAUGUCACUGUAUGGGGGCGGACUGUAUUCGAUGAAUUCCACAAUUGCAAGUCGGAGGGCACAAUCAUGGCCAAGUUUUACAAGGAUCUUCGAAAGUAUAACUAA